AUGGGUCGCAGAUCAAAGAACAAGCAGGCACCACCUCAGCCGUUGCGUGAGGAGCGCGCGGUCAGCAACAACAAGGGCAAGAGGAAGGCGGCAGACUCCGCGGCGCCGGUCAAGAAGGCGAGGAUUGCGAGUGCACCUGUGACAGCGACGAGGGGGGCAAAGGCAACAAGCUCACGAGCUGCUACGAACGGCAAGUCGAAUGCGAAGGUCGCACCUGUUGAGGAGGAGGAGGACGAAGAGGAGGACGAGGAGGAGCUCGAAGGAGAAGAUGACGAGGAUGUAGAGGACGACGAGGAAGAAGAGGAAGAGAUCGAAGUGGAGGAAGAGGAAGAUCCACUAGCAGCACUGGGCCUGCCCAAGAACGGCAAGCUCACAGACAGGCAACGCAAGAAGGCGCUCGCAGAAGCAGAACGACUCGAGGAGCUGCUCAAGAGCCAGGGUCUGUCGCUCGACUCCGACGACGACGACGAGGAGGAGGCGGAAGGGGGAUCUGAUGUCCUUGAGGAAGAUGACGAGGACGCGGAGGAAGGCUCGGAGCCAGAGCUUGGCGACGAAUUCGAUCUCGGCGACGAGGAUCUCGAAGGCGAGGAGGGCGACGAGGUGGAGCUCGAUUCGGACGACGAAGAGGCCGAAGAUGACGAGGACGACUCCGCAGGCGAAGGCGCCGAAUUCAUGCUCCCCACGCUCGAAGAGCGCGAAGCCGAAAAGGUGCGCGGCGCCGACCUCCAGCUCGUCCACAUGCGCAUCCAGGAAGUCGUCACCGUCCUCUCCAACUUCAAGAAGCUCGCCAUCGACGGUCGAUCUCGCUCCGAAUACGUCGAGCAGCUGCUCGCCGACAUCUGCACCUACUACGGCUACAACGCCUUCCUGGCCGAGAAGCUGUUCGAGCUCUUCACACCCGCCGAAGCGAUCGAGUUCUUUGAAGCCAACGAGACGCCCCGUCCCGUCACCAUCCGAGCCAACACGCUUCGCACCCGACGUCGCGACCUCGCCCAAGCACUCAUCAACCGCGGCGUCAACCUCGAGCCCAUCGGUGGGUGGUCCAAGGUGGGCCUUCAAGUGUUCGAGUCCUCCGUCCCCAUCGGUGCGACGCCUGAGUAUCUGGCGGGGCACUACAUGCUCCAAGCGGCUUCCUCGUUUUUGCCGUGCAUCGCGCUGGCGCCGCAACCCAACGAACGCGUGCUCGACAUGGCCUCGGCACCCGGUGGCAAGUCCACCUACCUCUCAGCGCUCAUGCAGAACACCGGCACCGUGUUCGCCAACGACUCGAACAAGAACCGCAUCAAGUCGCUCGUCGCCAACAUCCAUCGGCUUGGGUGCAAGAACGUGGUGGUGUGCAACUACGACGGACGCCAGUUCCCCAAGGUGAUCGGUGGAUUUGAUCGCGUUUUGUUGGACUCGCCGUGUUCCGGAACCGGGGUGAUUCACAAAGACCAGAGUGUCAAGGUCAACAAGUCCGAACGGGAUUUUGCGCUGCUGACGCAUCUGCAGAAGCAACUGCUGCUGUGUGCCAUCGACAGUGUCAACCCGCGCUCGAGCACCGGUGGCUACGUCGUCUACUCGACAUGCUCUGUCAUGACAGAGGAGAACGAGGAGGUGGUCCAGUACGCCCUGCGCAAGAGGAGCAACGUCAAGAUCGUCGACACCGGCAUCCAAUUCGGUCGCGAUGGGUUCAAGAGUUUCGGGAGGAGCAAAUUCGAUGAGCGCAUGGUGUAUGCGAGACGAAUCUUCCCGCACGUGCACAAUCUGGAUGGGUUCUUUGUGUGCAAGUUGAAGGUCAGCCCCCCUUCCAACAACGCGCAUAGCAAGAACGACAAGGUGGACACCACAACGACCGUUGAUGGUGACGACGAGGAGGUGGAGCAAGGACAGGAUGGGUUGGUGUCAUUGGACAACCCAGAGGACCAAAAACUCAUGCAGAAGUCGCUCAAGAAGGCCAAGUCUCGUCGUUAG
This is a messenger RNA of Kalmanozyma brasiliensis GHG001, 1953 nucleotides long. RefSeq names its product Bacterial Fmu (Sun)/eukaryotic nucleolar NOL1/Nop2p. Gene Ontology annotation, cellular component: nucleolus. The transcript has a single exon. NCBI's taxonomy places the organism in Eukaryota, Fungi, Basidiomycota, Ustilaginomycetes, Ustilaginales. The coding region runs from base 1 to 1953 and encodes 650 amino acids. Gene Ontology annotation, biological process: maturation of LSU-rRNA; rRNA base methylation. The record is from RefSeq and is a predicted model, not a curated record. Gene Ontology annotation, molecular function: rRNA (cytosine-C5-)-methyltransferase activity; RNA binding.